AUGAUGAAAAUAAAACCUCUAUCCGGGUCCUUAUUACCCAAGAAGUCAUUAUUUACAGCAGUACGAGCGCUAUCCACAAACCCAAACCCAAAUGCAAAGCGCGAUCUCAAAGAUCUCACCCCAUCAGACCUCUGCUACUACUGGGAUACACAACCUCCCAGUGCCGAACAGCUCGCCUUCGCCGAUGACAUUUUUGAGCCAUCCAAACACUCCCCUAUCAAACUCUGGUCCGCAGCCAAAUUCCGCACAACGCCUCUGGACUCACUGGAGCCCGAAGUCGCAUUCCUGGGCCGCUCAAAUGUCGGCAAGAGCUCACUGCUGAAUGCCAUAAUGGGGCAGGAGGUCUGCUGGACGUCUUCCAAGCCAGGAAGGACGAGAGAAAUGAAUGCAUUUGGAAUUGGCGGGACAAAAGGCGGAGAGUCGAAGGUCGUUCUUCUUGACAUGCCGGGAUAUGGAAAGGCGAGUCGUGCCGAGUGGGGAGCGGAAAUUAUGAAAUAUCUUCAGGGCCGGAAGCAACUCCGUCGUGCAUUCCUCCUCAUCGAUAGCAUGCACGGCAUCAAACAAACGGACGCAGAGAUCUUGCGGUUAUUCAGACACCAUGCCAUCCCGCAUCAGAUCAUCUUGUCGAAAGUCGACAAGUUCCUCGUCAAGAAAAUGAAACAAAUGAAGACUGGCGUAACGCCUGCCAAUAUCGAGCGUUUGCGGCUGCUACUCAAGGGCAUUAGGCCUAUUGUGCAGCCAGGUCCCGAAGUCGCAGAGGGACCCGGUUCCUUGGGCGAAAUUCUGACUUGCAGCGCUGAGGCUAGGAUUGGGGAUGGUCGGGCGUUGGGCAUCGAUGCUAUUCGCUGGUCGAUUUUGUCUGCUGCUGGUAUUGAUGGGAAAACAGUUGCUUACGAUGACAUCCAAAAACAUUACCCUAUUGCAUCCAUCACUGAUCCUUUAAUGACGAAUGUUUGA
Molecule: messenger RNA, 957 nt
Organism: Penicillium soppii
Lineage: Eukaryota; Fungi; Ascomycota; Eurotiomycetes; Eurotiales; Aspergillaceae
Product: translation initiation/elongation factor MRX8
Exons: 2
Coding region: 1-957 (318 amino acids)
Cellular component (GO): mitochondrion
Molecular function (GO): GTP binding
Source: RefSeq, a predicted model, not a curated record